Messenger RNA from Panicum virgatum (switchgrass), 609 nucleotides. RefSeq lists its product as uncharacterized. The record is from RefSeq and is a predicted model, not a curated record. The transcript is spliced from 2 exons. Lineage: Eukaryota; Viridiplantae; Streptophyta; Magnoliopsida; Poales; Poaceae. Bases 1 to 609 code for a protein of 202 amino acids.
AUGGAUUGUGUUGUCAUGUCCUGGAUCCUCGGGACCCUCAUCGACGACCUCGCCGAGAUCAUCUCCUCCCAAGGCGCCUCUGCCAAGGACGCUUGGCUUGCCGUCGAGUCCCUCUUCCUCGGCAACCGGGAGGCAUGCUCCAUCCAGCUGGAGACGAAGUUCCGCAACUUUGUCCAAGGUGACCUCUCCGUCACCGACUACUGUCGCCGCAUGAAGAAAAUGACCGACGACCUCGGCGCCCUCAGUGAGAUCGUCACCGAUCGGACACUCGUCCUCAACAUCAUCCGAGGCCUCAACGAGCGCUUCACCCACGUUGGGACGCUUCUCCGACAUGCCCAUCCCUUCCCCAGCUUCCUGGAGGCCCGUGAUGACCUCGACCUUGAGGAAAUCACUCUGGAGAAUCGGCAGACCCCUGCCGCCGCCUUCACCGCCUCCACCAAGCCUGCGGCCUCUGCCCCUCAGCAGCAGCAGGCUGCUUCUGACUUGGGGGGGGGGGGGGACCAUCCAGAUGUGGCCUGGUCCCCGCCCCCUCUGGCGCGCAUACCACAACCUCCACAGCAGGAGGCCCUCUUCGCCCAGCAGCAGCUGCUGUACGUCGUCCCGCAGUAG